Molecule: messenger RNA, 846 nt
Organism: Thermochaetoides thermophila DSM 1495
Lineage: Eukaryota; Fungi; Ascomycota; Sordariomycetes; Sordariales; Chaetomiaceae
Exons: 4
Coding region: 1-846 (281 amino acids)
Biological process (GO): DNA repair
Cellular component (GO): nucleus
Source: RefSeq, a predicted model, not a curated record
AUGUCUCGAAGCCGCCAGACCGCGCGAGGAGACGAGGAUGAGUAUAUGGUAGACGUCGACGGCGAUGAAACUAUGGGCGAUGUUGCACAAGAGCAAUUGCGGACAACGUUUGGUAUGGAGAUGGUCGAAUUGCCAAUAAGGGACAAGGCUCUGAUGACGGCUGAUCAGAAGAGAAGAGCUGCCAAAUCACAGAGUCAAAAAGAGCAGACGUCCAAUGCCUGGGUUCUCGUCUCCAUCCUCCCCGACCCGUAUAAGAAACCCGAAAUAAUUAGCCCGUCCAAAGUUCAGUCCGCCGAUGGCGAGGCCGCUUAUGUGGCUCUAUACACGACAAUAAUCUCCAUUAUCACGUUAAGUGGUGGUGAACUGAGCGAUCCCCGUCUGCGACGACACUUGACUCGGCUCAACAUCGCCAAGAACAUGCCCAGCCUAAACCCGAAUAACAGGCAUACACCAACGGAAGCAACCGACGUAUUGUUACAGCGCAUGGUCAAGCAAGGAUACCUCGUAAAGUCCGAUGCGAAUGGCAUGGGAGACGAAGACUCUAUUACGUGGCAUGUUGGGCCUCGCGGCAAGGUGGAGGUUGGAAAGGAAGAGAUCGCCGCGUUUAUUCGGACAGUCUACGGAGGCUCCACCGAUGAGCUUGAGGAGCAGUUGCGGCGCAGCUUGAAAGUUAAGGAGAAAAACCCCCAUGUCCAACAAGCUGCUGUCAGGAGAGAGCAACCUAGGGAACCAAGGGAGGAGGAGGAGGUGGUGGAGGAGCCCGAAGAGCCUGAACCCGAGCCGAGCACACAACAACGGAGACGGGGACGGCAAACUCAGAUAGAGAUGGAUGAAGACGAUGAGUGA